CAACAACUCAAUUCUGCAGCCAGCUUCUCUAUAAACUUCUGCAGCCACUAACAAGGUCAAGCGGACACCAAAGAAAACUCUUCAUUUGUUCGUCAUGGCUAAUCCAAUUCCUGUGCCUCUAUUUGAAAAAGUUUUUCCUAAAAACACAUACCAAAGAGCUAUUGAUGUCACUAUCUUAUUCCUUCUCUUUUGCCUCUUAAUCUAUCGUCUCCUGUCUCUCAACAACCAUGGAGUUGCUUGGUUUCUCGCUUUCAUAUGCGAGUUAUGGUUCGCCAUCAAUUGGGUUAUCAUUGUUUGCACCAGAUGGACUCCUAUGCUGUACAAACCAUUUCCUCAACGCCUCCAGCAAUGGAUGCCGGAACUUCCACCGGUGGAUGUAUUUGUAACAACGGCUGAUCCUGUGCUAGAGCCACCUAUCCUCACAGUGAACACUGUGCUAUCUUUGUUAGCAGUUGAUUAUCCAGCUAACAAACUGGCUUGCUAUGUCUCCGAUGACGGCUGCUCACCUCUAAUCUUCUAUUCUCUAGUUGAAGCCACUCAAUUUGCAAAGCUUUGGGCGCCAUUCUGUAGGAAAUACAAUGUUCAAGUAAGAGCUCCCUUUCGGUACUUCUUGGAUGAGUCUAAACCGUCCAGUGCAAGUUCUAGGGCUUUCCAACAAGAAUGGAAAUAUAUGAAGGAAGAGUAUGAGCAGCUUAGCAGACGCAUAGAGAAUGCAACGCAGCAGCCUUUUCCUAUUGCUUUAACUGGCGAGUUGGCCGUUUUCUCUGAUACUGAGUUGCGAAACCACCCGACAAUUGUCAAGGUCCUAUGGGAGAACAAGGAGGGUCUGACAGAUGGGGUGCCACAUUUAAUUUAUGUAUCGAGAGAGAAGAGGCCAAAGAAUCCCCAUUAUUACAAAGCAGGAGCUAUGAAUGUACUGACUAGAGUGUCCGGGUUGAUGACAAAUGCUCCUUUCAUGCUUAAUCUGGACUGCGACAUGUUUGUCAACAACACUGAGAUCUUUCGACAGGCUAUGUGUCUCAUGCUCGGUUCUAACAGUGAAAAAGACUGCGCAUUUAUUCAGUGUCCACAAUUAUUCUAUGAUAGGCCACAAGACAUGCUGCUCUUGCAAGAAUAUGUGGGGAAAGGAAUAGUGGGAAUUCAGGGACCUUACUACGCAGGUACAGGAUGUUUUCAUAGACGAAAAGUUAUCUAUGGUCUAUGGCCAGAUGAAGUCAAAAAUCAAGGAAAAUUAUCCGAUAAUGCAUUACUGAAAGAAUGUGGAAAUUCAAAGGAGUUUAUCACAUCAGCCGUUCAUGCGUUGAAAGGGAAGAAAGUUGAUUUUCCCCGCAACCCGUCUAAAUCUCUUGAGGCGGCUCUCCAAGUUGCAAGUUGUAGCUAUGAGUACGGCACUGCCUGGGGUAAAAAGUUUGGGUGGAUGUAUGGAUCUCUAGUAGAAGAUAUCUUAACAGGGUUGACCAUCCAUAUAAAAGGGUGGAGAUCAGGAUAUUGCUCACCAGACCCUCCAGCCUUUCUAGGAUGUGCUCCACCUAACGGACCGGCAGUGAUGGUUCAACAGAAGAGAUGGGCAACUGGACUACUUGAAAUAUUUUUCAGCAAACACAAUCCAAUAAUUGGUACUCUCAAAGGCAAGCUCCAAUUCAGGCAGUGCCUGGCGUAUAUGUAUGUCCUUCUGUGGGGCUUCCGUUCCAUUUUUGAGCUUUGUUAUGCCACUCUGCCAGCCUACUGCAUCCUCACCAACUCCAAUUUCUUGCCCAAGGUACAAGACCCGGGUAUAUAUUUUAUUGUGGCUCCUUUUGUGAUGUACCAUCUGUAUACUCUAUCAGAGUUCAUUCGAACUGGUUUCUCAGUUUAUUCUUGGUGGGUUGGCCAAUGUAUGGCAAGAAUUGUGGCAAUGACUGCGUGGUUGUUUGGAGUUAUAAAUGCGAUACUGGAGCUCAUAGGAUUAUCUGAGAUAGUUUUUGAAAUUACAGAGAAAGGUCUAUCGACUUCUGGUGAUGAUGAAGGUAAAUUUGUGUUUGAUGAGUCGCCGGUUUUUGUGUCAGUGACGACGGUUGUGCUGGUGCACCUGAUCGCAUUGGGUAACUGCUUGUUGGGCUCACAACCACUGCCAGGCCUAGCUGAAUUCUUUUGCAGCGUGUUUGUGUUGGUAGCAGUUUGGCCGUUUGUAGAAGGUCUGUUUAGGAAAGGAAAAUAUGGGAUCCCCUUAAACACCAUUUUUAAAUCUGCUGCUCUAGCAUUAUUUUUUGUAUAUUUGUGUAAACUGUAAAAGAAGGUCCUGGGAUUGAGCUGAUAAAUGUUGCUUUUACUCGAUGAAAGAAAUUUGAUGGAAUCAUAAUCGCAUUGCCCUUGUCAUUUGACACCAAAUAUAUGCAUAAAAACUCUCAUAUUUCUUUGAAUUCGUUUUCAUAUUUGUUGAA
Mangifera indica (mango) is the source of this 2420-nucleotide messenger RNA. RefSeq names its product cellulose synthase-like protein B4. Gene Ontology annotation, molecular function: cellulose synthase (UDP-forming) activity; mannan synthase activity. NCBI's taxonomy places the organism in Eukaryota, Viridiplantae, Streptophyta, Magnoliopsida, Sapindales, Anacardiaceae. Gene Ontology annotation, biological process: cellulose biosynthetic process; plant-type primary cell wall biogenesis. Gene Ontology annotation, cellular component: trans-Golgi network; plasma membrane. The record is from RefSeq and is a predicted model, not a curated record. The coding region runs from base 95 to 2269 and encodes 724 amino acids. The transcript is spliced from 9 exons.